AUAUAAGCAACUGCCGGUACUGCAAUUGUCAGUGUGAUUCGUCCCAUCGGAAACGCCUAUCUGCUUACACCUACGAAACCGGAUGACGAUGCGGCGAGUAUUUUUGUUCGCUUUGGCCGUGGUCGCCGCGAGGGCCUCACAUUUCUCCUCCCUGGAAGGCCAUGGUCUCCAUUCGAGCGAGCCGAAACUUAUCUCGCAAUCGGUCCAUCUGAAAGAAAUACCGACCAAAAUCAUCAAGGUCACGAAAACCGCGGUCGUCAAGGUGCCAGUUCCCUAUCCAGUCAAGGUGCCCCAUCACAUACCCGUCCCGGUGCCAGUGAACCAUCCGAUCGCAGUUCCGUAUACGAAGCUGGUGAAAGUUCAGGAACACGUGCCGGUCGAGGUGUCCAGGCCUGUCCCGAUCGAGAUCCAUCAGCAAGUACCUGUGGUGGUGCCGAAGGCGGUCCCGGUACCGCAGCCGAUUCCGGUUCCUCAUCCUGUAACGGUGAACAAGCCUGUCUUCUACCCGAUACCACACCCGAUUCCAUAUCAGGCCAGCCAUUCCGAGGGUGGUAUCGGAGGCGGGGCUGGUGGAUACGACUCCGGGGAUCACGAGGGCCACGAGUCGGAGAGUUACAGCUCUUACACGGUGAAUCAACACGGCCACGAGCAGGACGUCCAAGGUGGACACUUCCAACCAUCUCAACCCGAUUACGGCUCCCACCAUUGAACGACAAUUUUCACAUUUUCGUUGUACAUACAUGUCGUUUAUACGUCGUUUAAGCCUGAUUUGUUAAGUUUAUGUUUUUUUAAUUUUUAUGUUUUUUUUGUUGACGUUCUUUUCUAUUUCUUCUUCUUCUUCUUCUUUUUCUUUGUUUUUUUUUAUAUGACUGUUUUAAUAAAAAUUUUUACUUUGUAAAAUACUUUGAUGACGGUCGAUGGUUUCUCUUUUUUCAAACGUUCGUUACGGCAAUUGUUUGAUCAACAAGUUUAUUUAUAUUUAUAUGUAAUUGCGAGAUUGAUGGAAUAUAUAAGAAAAAUGACCUCGAUUUUUCAUGCUCCGAUAAAAUGGAAAGUGAAUUAUCGUAUCACGAUUUUGAUGAGUCAUGCGAGUCUAUAAUCUAUAUAUAUAUAUAUUUGACGCAUGGAUUAUAUCUAUUUCGGGCCAGAAAAGAUCGAUCGUGAUUUGUAUUCCAAGAAUGGAAUUGUAUUUGCGAACGGGUAUAACGGGUCAUUCGAUUGAAAUUGUCUUAAUUCUUGUUUCUCGCGCUUCAAGAAAGUGGACUGGAAAAACCGCGACAUCGGUCAAAUCAAUGCCUCUUUUAACAGUUUUCAAUAGCGUUAGAAUCUUUAUAAAAUCUUUAUAUUCUUCUUUCAUUUCACAUUUGGUUGAAAGUAUGUAGCACAUGUAACUGAUCAUUAAAAAGCGUAAUUACACGCAUUGCAUUCUUUGCGCACUCGCGAAAUAUGAAUCUCGUUCUUUCGCGGUUAAAUGUCAAUGAAAAAUUACACGGGAAUAGUACGAAAUUA
Messenger RNA from Apis mellifera (honey bee), 1509 nucleotides. RefSeq names its product zinc finger protein 512B-like. The coding region runs from base 83 to 709 and encodes 208 amino acids. The record is from RefSeq and is a predicted model, not a curated record. NCBI's taxonomy places the organism in Eukaryota, Metazoa, Arthropoda, Insecta, Hymenoptera, Apidae. The transcript has 3 exons.